CACCCUCAGCCUGUAUAAAGUCGAGCUAGGACCGGGGCCGGAGAACUGGGCGGCAUCUGGGAGGCAGCAUCCACAGUCAGAGAGAAUGAAACAGUCGGGAACAUGAGCAACUCCAUGUGUUAUUGACCUCCCCGUGAAUGAUCGAGGCUCGGGCCCUGGCAGGACCGUGAACAUCUGGCCAGCUUGGUUUGGCCACUUGGCCAAGACCAGGUUCUGAGAAGCAAUGAUGAUGAGGGCCUUCGUCCUGUUGGCCGUCUUUGUGGAAGCCUCUGCGAAGUCCUGCACUCCGAAUAAACCCCAGCCCCCCAUCUACCACUUCUACAGCCACAUUGUUUCCAAUGACAGCACGGUGAUCGUGAAGAACCAGCCCGUGAACUACUCGUUUUCCUGCACCUACCACUCCACCUACUUGGUGAACCAGGCUGCCUUUGACCAGAGAGUGGCCACUGUUCACGUGAAGAACGGGAGCAUGGGCACAUUUGAAAGCCAAUUGUCUCUCAACUUCUACACUAAUGCCAAGUUCUCCAUUAAGAAAGAAGCCCCUUUUGUCCUGGAGACAUCUGAAAUCGGUUCAGACCUGUUUGCAGGAGUAGAAGCCAAAGGGCUGAGCGUUAGGUUUAAAGUGGUUUUGAACAGUUGCUGGGCCACGCCCUCGGCUGAUUUCAUGUAUCCCUUGCAGUGGCAGCUGAUCAACAAGGGCUGCCCCACGGAUGAAACCGUCCUGGUGCAUGAGAACGGGAAAGAUCACAGGGCGACCUUCCAAUUCAACGCCUUCCGGUUCCAGAACAUCCCCAAGCUCUCCAAGGUUUGGUUACACUGUGAGACGUUCAUUUGCGACAGCGAGAAGCUCUCCUGCCCAGUGACUUGCGACAAGCGGAAGCGCCUCCUCCGGGACCAGACAGGGGGCGUCCUGGUCGUGGAGCUCUCCCUCCUCAGCAGGGGAUUCUCGAGUCUCUAUAGCUUCUCAGAUGUUCUCUACCACCUCGUCGUGAUGCUGGGGAUCUGUGCCGUGUUAUAGGAGCCAGGCAGGCAGGCGGCUGCAGCUUCUCCGUCCAAGGUCAUCUCCGUGGAUGACACACUCAACAUUUUCUGUGCUGCCAGAAAGCACACACAGAAGACCGCGUUGUUGGGGAACAGGCAAUAGCGCUUUGCCAAGUGCGUGUUCCAACGAUUUGUGUGAAUUUCAGUGAUUGUUUUCCUUUGGUGCCCCUCCUCCUCUUGUUACUUCCUGUGGCUCUGAGCUCCUGGAGUCCCCCUCCUGCAACUGGCGGGGGAGCCUUCUCUCCCUAAACUCAAGGCAGGGCUGUGGUGCACUCCUUUGAAAGCUCUCCCGAUUGUGAAAGACCAGCACACCCAGCCAAGUGCAGCUGAGCAUGUCCAGGGGAAUACAGGGCAUAACCACCAAGUCAGUGCUCAGCACAGAAGGCACAGGAAGAGCCAACUUUGACCAAGAGGCCUGUGCCAUUGAUGCUGCCAAUUCUAAUCUGGGGAUCAGAGCUGAGCCUCAGGGCUUCCAAUCUCUCAAACCAAGGUGUGGGGCUCAGAGUGGAAUAGAAUAGUUUUUGCUCAAAUCUCCACAAUAUAAAGGGGAGUAAUUCUUGAGCUCCCCCUGUGCUAACCCAAUUAAUCUUGUUAUAAGGUUUCUUAAAUAUUUGUAAACAUUCCAUAGGUGUAAACUCCUCAUUUUUAUUGCUGAUAUAUAUUUCUAAAAUCAAAAGAAACUUACAAAUUAAAAAUAGGAAUACAGCUACAAAAAGAAUAAAGCUCACAUGAACAUUAAUUUCACAUAAUGUGGCAUUGACUAGAUGGAGCUGCUGCUUACGGCAUGACUACAGAGUGGCAGCCACGACAGGUUCUCUGGAGCUCUUCAACCCCUUCCUACCGUAGGCCUUACGAUGCUCACUGCUCUCUCUUUUUUUCUAUUUGCUCUACUAAGCAAUCCUCAUUUGUACAGAUUGGUCUGACCUCAUUAAGCCUCUACUUCAACAUUCAAACACCUGUUUUGUCUCAAUAACUUAUGAUCAGUAGAAUGGAACCAACAAAAAAAUUCAGAAACACAAAUGCAAAUUUGGCCAAUGAAUCUUCAUGGUGCCACACCCUGAUAACAUUAUCUCCCACCCCCCAGGGACCCAGAAUAUAGCAAUAUUAGUCAUUUCCAUUGUCAACAAAACAAACGUUGAAUAAAGCAAUCCUGGUAGAGAAUUGGCAGAUCCCCACGAAUGCACUGGAGACCCCAGUUUGAGGCUGGAAGCUGGAGUG
Myotis davidii is the source of this 2259-nucleotide messenger RNA. It is a transcript of the gene TECTB, whose product is annotated as tectorin beta. Gene Ontology annotation, cellular component: cell surface. The record is from RefSeq and is a predicted model, not a curated record. The coding region runs from base 224 to 1018 and encodes 264 amino acids. Lineage: Eukaryota; Metazoa; Chordata; Mammalia; Chiroptera; Vespertilionidae. The transcript is spliced from 10 exons.